Messenger RNA from Hevea brasiliensis (rubber tree), 947 nucleotides. RefSeq names its product leucine-rich repeat extensin-like protein 3. NCBI's taxonomy places the organism in Eukaryota, Viridiplantae, Streptophyta, Magnoliopsida, Malpighiales, Euphorbiaceae. The coding region runs from base 112 to 666 and encodes 184 amino acids. The record is from RefSeq and is a predicted model, not a curated record. The transcript has a single exon.
CCAAUACACGCCAUAUUUUGCCCUUUCUCAAUCGCAAUACCCGACCUACACUUUGCUGCUUCUGGUUCAUCUCCAAUCCUCCUCUCAUCCCCUCGACCUAGCCAGUAGCAUAUGAUGCCAAUCGCCAUGAGAGUUCUGUUGAUAAUCACUUCCCUAGCAUUUUUUUCCUCCUUAACCACAUCAACAACAACAAUAACAGCAGUCUACAGAGACCAAAUGCCAUGCACAAUGUGCUACUCCUGCGACAAUCCAUGUCCACCCCUUCCAUCUCCACCACCACCACCACCUGCUCUCCCUGAAUGCCCCCCACCACCUCCACCUCCUUCUCCUCCUCCUCCAUCGCCCCCACCUCUCCCUGAAUGUCCACCACCACCAGUGGAAGAAUGCCCAGCAUGCACCUUACCGCCUCAUGCAAUUCCUACUCCACCGCUGCCUCCUAAUGCAAUUCCUAUUCAACAGCUGCCUCCUAAGCAGCCUUAUUAUAACCCUCCACCCCGUGGUUCAUUUUAUGCGCCUCCAGGUCCCGGUUAUGGGAAUAACCCAACGCCUUACUUCCCCAAUUACAACCCUUCAUUGCCUUCUUCCACCUUCAACUCUGUCCAUUUGCAACUGCAGUCUGUUGUUUUCGCUGUUUUGCUUUCCCUGGCAGCUCUAUGCUUCUUCUAAGUAAACUAAUGUUUCCUUGAAUAUAUAGAACUCUGAGCAGCUCAUGAUCAUCAGCUAAUAGGAAUUUGACAGUUGACAGAAAUGCAUGCUAUAUAUUAUGGUAGAUAGUCCUGGAAAUGCCAAUGUUAGAAGAAGAAAAACAAAUAAGGUUUGUACUUACUAAUUAGUAGUAUGGAAAACAUAACUACUGUUUCAGACUCUACACAAUUACAUGGGAUAUGUUCUUUGUGUUCUUAUGAAUUGCAUAAUAAUAAUAAAAAUAAAUACGUAUUUUUCUUUCA